GUUCUGGCCUUAAGCAUUGCAGGGGCGCAGAUGCGUGCGCAUCAUCCUUCUCCCGACCGCACGGAUCAAACCCACAGCUUUAUCCAGAAAUGUAUUCAGGUAACCAGCCUGAGUCUAAAGAGAACUGACUCUGCUGGGAAUGCAUAUUUGAAGUCCAUCGUGAUAAUCCCAUUUAAAAGAUGCUGGCCCUGAAGAAGAUGACAAUCUCCUUAAACACCCCAAACCUGGUUGUACAUGACCAAAACAGGGUCCUGAAAGUAGAUGCCUCCCGGGAUCAGGUAAUCACCUUAGGAAGAGAAAAAAAUUUUGAUCUAGAGUCUUCUCGCCAGAGCUUCAGAUAUUUUCCAUACCCGGAAAAGGCUGGGCCCCGAGAGGCUGUGAACCAACUUUGGGAACUCUGCCUUCAGUGGCUGAGGCCAGAAAUUCACACAAAGGAACAGAUCUUGGAGCUGUUGGUGCUGGAGCAAUUCCUGACCAUCCUGCCCAGUGAGAUCAGGAUUUGGGUGAAGUCACAGUGUCCAGAGAAUAUUGAGGAAGUGGUCUGCUUGGUGGAAGAUUUGACCCAAACCCUUGAGGAGGAAGCUUCAUGUUCUAAUGAGUCUUCUCAUCUUCAAGAAGAAAACACAGAGAAGGAAGAAAUGUUCCCAGUAACAAAAUUUCUGGAAUCAGUGACAUUCAAGGAUGUGGCUCCUGACUUCACGUGGGAAGAGUGGGAGCAACUGGAACCUGUUCAGCAGGACCUCUGCAAAGAUGUGCUUUUGGAGAACUAUAGGAACUUAGUUUUUCUUGGGCUUUCAAUUUCCAAACCAAAUAUGACCUCCCAGAUGGAACAUAUGGAAGUGCCAUGGAUGCUGGAGUGUGAAGAGCCAAGAUGCAUCAGUCUAUGUGAGUGA
Molecule: messenger RNA, 893 nt
Organism: Gracilinanus agilis (Agile Gracile Mouse Opossum)
Lineage: Eukaryota; Metazoa; Chordata; Mammalia; Didelphimorphia; Didelphidae
Product: zinc finger protein 483-like
Exons: 5
Coding region: 180-893 (237 amino acids)
Biological process (GO): regulation of DNA-templated transcription
Source: RefSeq, a predicted model, not a curated record